Messenger RNA from Hydra vulgaris (swiftwater hydra), 1395 nucleotides. Lineage: Eukaryota; Metazoa; Cnidaria; Hydrozoa; Anthoathecata; Hydridae. The record is from RefSeq and is a predicted model, not a curated record.
UAGAAUGACUAACGGAAAUUUGGAAUGUCUAGAAACCUAUUCAGAAAGUAUUCUUGAACGUUUAAGGAAAGAUAACAUUGAAGCUAAUUCUAAAAUCUUCAAGGAAAUCUUUCCUGAUGGAAUUCUUUUAAACAAGGAAAAUUUUACGCAGGUGACUGUAAGAAAACGAAAAUCUGUCUCAAAUUCUGAUAAAUUUGUUGUUCAUCGACAUUCUAUAGAGCGGUCUUGUAAGAGAAAACGAAUUGAUUGUAAUGACGAUGAAGAGCAUAAUGAUAAAGAAAAUAAAUCCGCUUUAAUACGCUUUUCAUGGAACAAAAAAGUUUCUAAAAACCUUUUUACAAAAAGUGAGGCUUACCUUCAUGGCUUUGAAGAUACUUAUUCAGAUGAUGACCUCAAAGAUGUUAAGCCUAAUAAAUUUUUAUCAAAAAACCGACCCUUCGAAGAUGUUAAAGAGGAAGACUUAGUUUUAGUUGCAGAAAGAACAAGUGAUAAAAAUUACGAUUCUGUUAAUGGAACCUCAUGUCAUCAAUGUCGACAAAAAACAGAUGAUUUAAAAACUGUAUGUCGAAGAAAGGAAUGCAUCGGAAUAAGAGGUCAGUUUUGUGGGCCAUGUUUAAAAAAUCGUUACGGUGAGUGCGCUAAAGCAGCUAUAAUGAACCCAGAGUGGAUAUGCCCUCCAUGUAGAAGUAUUUGUAAUUGCAGCUUCUGUAUGAAGAAGAAGGGAAAACGAGCUACCGGUAUCCUCAUUCAUAUUGCUAAACAAAAUGGUUUUGAUGAUGUCAAGUCGUUCUUAGGAGAUUAGUUUUAUUAUUCCAGUUAUUCUUAGAAGAUUAGUUUUAUUAUUCUAGUUGACUAUAUUGUUCUAAUAUUUUUUGUUUCAACUACAUCAAGUAGGUGCACACCCAAAUUCGGAUAUCUUUUAGAGUUGAUUUAAAUUGUUUGAAGAAAAAAAAAGUUACAUUUUCAAAACCAAUUUAAAUCAAAAUUAUUUUAGUUGAAGGAAAAGCUUUCAAGGGCUGGGUCUGAAUCUCUUUUUCUUGGGUACGCCUCUUAUUUUAUGUGUUACUAACAGUUUUUUAUUUUUUUAAAUUAAAACUGAAAAUCCUAUUUUCCUUGUUUUAUUUCUGCACGUAGAUUUGUUUUUACAUUUUUCUAUUAAAAAAAAUGUUUUUAAAACUAACCAAAAAAGUUUUUUUUAAAUUUAAAAAAAGUAUAUGUAUUCGCUCUUAUCAGAAGUUUUUAGUUUAAGUUGUUUUUAUAAGUCUUAUUGUGUUAUUGCAUUUUUGAAGGCAUUUUUGUUUCUGUUCUCCAAUUCAGUGAUUCUGGAUUUGUUUAAUCGUACGAGAGAUUUGGUCAGUAUUAAAGCGAGUAUCUACGCGGUUUGCCUCCAUCCUA